This is a messenger RNA of Rangifer tarandus platyrhynchus (Svalbard reindeer), 1638 nucleotides long. NCBI's taxonomy places the organism in Eukaryota, Metazoa, Chordata, Mammalia, Artiodactyla, Cervidae. The record is from the annotation of a GenBank genome assembly.
AUGGAGAUUAUUCCUCCCCUUCAGUCUCCAGCUGAAGACUUCCGUUCCCCGCCCCGUUAUCCCCCCGCGAGAUCUGGCGUGGUGGUACGCGCCGUGACGCACACCGCAGGGCAUGAUGGGAAAGGUAGUCGGCCUUCCCAAAUCCCGCCCUCCGACGGAACCACUUCCGAGCCAGCCUCCUGCGCGGUGGGAGGGCUUUGGUGUUGCUGUCGGCACCGCGUAGCAGAUAUGGUUAUUUCAGAGACUAUGGAUAUACUGUUCAGAAUAAGAGGUGGCCUUGAUCUAGCUUUUCAGCUAGCUACUCCUAAUGAAAUUUUUAUCAAGAACGCAUUAAAACAUGUACUGAGUGACCUGUCAACCAAGCUUUCUUCCAAUGCCCUUGUGUUCAGAAUUUGCCACAGUUCAGUGUACAUAUGGCCUAACAGUGACAUGAACACCAUUCCAGGAGAGCUGACAGAUAGCUCUGCCUGUAAGAACAUAAUGCGCUUUAUUCAAUUUGAAUCGGAAGAAGGUACAAAACGAAAAUUCAUGAAGAAGAAAGAUAAAAAGUUACCAGAUACGCAUCAAAUAGUAAAUAUAGAUCUGAUGCUGGAAGUGUCGACCCCUCUGGCAGCUGUAACGCCCAUUAUUGAAAGAGAAAGCGGAGGACACCACUAUGUUAGUAUGACUUUACCAGUUGAUGCAGUUUUAUCUGUUGCUCCAGAAGAAACGUGGGGAAAAGUUCGUAAACUUCUGGUCGAUGCAAUUCAUAAUCAACUAACUGAUAUGGAAAAAUGCAUUUUGAAAUACAUGAAAGGAACAUCUAUUGUGGUUCCUGAGCCACUGCACUUUUUAUUACCAGGUGAAAGAAAUCUUGUAACAAUUUCAUAUCCAUCAGGAAUUCCAGAUGGUCAGCUGCAGGCCUAUAGAAAGGAGUUACACGAUUUCUUCAAUCUGCCUCAUGACAGACCUUAUUUCAAAAGGUCUAAUGCUUAUCAUUUUCCAGAUGAACCAUACAAAGAUGGUUACAUUAGAAAUCCACAUGCUUAUCUCAAUCCACCUAACAUAGAGACUGGUAUGGUUUAUGUGGUCCAGGGCACAUACGGUUACCAUCAUUAUAUGCAGGAUCGAAUAGAUGACAAUGGCUGGGGCUGUGCUUAUCGGUCUCUGCAGACUAUCUGCUCCUGGUUCAAACACCAGGGAUACACAGAGAGAUCCAUUCCAACACACAGAGAAAUCCAGCAGGCUCUAGUUGAUGCUGGGGACAAACCAGCAACCUUUGUCGGAUCACGGCAGUGGAUUGGAUCUAUCGAGGUACAGCUGGUGCUAAACCAUUUGAUUGGUGUAACUUCAAAAAUACUGUUUGUCAGCCAAGGUUCUGAAAUGGCCUCUCAGGGACGAGAACUGGCUAAUCAUUUCCAGAGUGAAGGAACUCCAAUAAUGAUUGGGGGAGGAGUUUUGGCUCACACAAUACUAGGAGUUGCAUGGAAUGAAAUUACAGGACAGAUAAAAUUUCUGAUUUUAGAUCCACAUUAUACAGGUGCUGAAGAUCUGCAGGUUAUUUUGGAAAAGGGCUGGUGUGGAUGGAAGGGCCCAGAGUUUUGGAACAAGGAUGCUUACUAUAACUUAUGUCUCCCUCAGCGACCAAAUACUAUUUAA